AUGAAUUGGUUUAGAAGUUAUUUCUCUAAAUUUCCUGAGGAUAGCUGCUUACUCAACACUCAGACACCUCUGUUGCUUUCAUUCAUGAUGUCAUCUGAGGAUGAGCCACAUUUUAUUUCCGACCUCAGGAGCCAUGUAUCAGCCCAUGCCGUGGUGAAGCAGCCCGUCCGGGGGACCAGUGGUAGGACCAUCAUCACCACGUUUGUUCCGACAGGCAGGGACUGGAGCACCGGACUCUUCAGUGUCUGUAGAGAUAAGAAAAUCUGUCUCUGCGGUCUGUUUUGUCCGAUGUGUCUUGAGUGUGACAUCGCCAGGCAUUAUGAAGAGUGUCUCUGUUGGCCAUUGUUGCCUGGGUCCUCCUUUGCACUAAGAAUUGGCACCAGAGAGAGACAUAAAAUACGGGGCACUCUGUGUGAGGACUGGCUGGCGGUGCACUGCUGUUGGCCUUUGUCCAUCUGCCAGGUGGCCCGGGAACUCAAGAUGAGGACCUCCCAAAGCUAUGAAGUCUGGGAAGCUCCUUCUAUUAAGGACGCCCUGGUUUGA
This is a messenger RNA of Echinops telfairi (small Madagascar hedgehog), 543 nucleotides long. It is a transcript of the gene PLAC8L1, whose product is annotated as PLAC8 like 1. The coding region runs from base 1 to 543 and encodes 180 amino acids. The transcript is spliced from 4 exons. The record is from RefSeq and is a predicted model, not a curated record. Lineage: Eukaryota; Metazoa; Chordata; Mammalia; Afrosoricida; Tenrecidae.